Molecule: messenger RNA, 1350 nt
Organism: Cercopithifilaria johnstoni
Lineage: Eukaryota; Metazoa; Nematoda; Chromadorea; Rhabditida; Onchocercidae
Source: the annotation of a GenBank genome assembly
AUGUUUAUUACAAAAUAUCAAUUAGAUGGAAAUGGAAGAUAUUUUAUAGUUAUAUUAUAUGGGACAUGGUUAAGUAUGGUUGUUGAUACAUUAAAUGAUAAACCGUUACUUUUACUUAUUUCUAUGGAUGGUUUUCGGUAUGAUUUAUUAAAUGCAACUCUUGUACCAAAUAUUUGGAAAUUUGCUACCGAAGGUUUAUAUUUUAAAGAUGGUUGUCGUCCACAGUAUCUCACUUAUACGGCACCAAAUCAUGUAUCAAUAGCAACAGGCCUUUUGGUUGAAAGUCAUGGAAUUGUUGGCAAUUAUUUUCACGAUUUUACCACUAAUACGACGUUCGAUUUAUUCAAUUCAACACAAAAAAUCGGAGCAGUGAAUAAUUCCUUAAUGGGACAUUUUUAUAAUGGUGAACCAAUAUGGCUUACCAAUGAACGUGGUGGCUAUGGAAGACGUUCAGCUACGAUGUAUUGGCCAACAGGAAGUGGACAUUGGCCAUCGGCACCACAUAAGCCAACAUUACACAAGCCAUGGUUGAAAUAUAAGAAUUUAACUCAAUGGUUGGAAGAUUUUGAUGAAAUUGUGGAAUUAUUUACGCGUGAAAAAGAUCCUUACAAUUUUAUUGCCUGGUAUAUUUCUGAACCGGAUCAUUUCCUACAUUUUAAUGGAUUUAAAAAUGGUAAACUUGAGGGAAAGAUGAAAGAGAUGGAUUUAUUAGUCAAAUAUAUCAAUGAUAAGUUAGAAAAGAAUCCAGAUCUAUUGAAACGAUUAAAUAUUAUUUUAACAUCGGAUCAUGGACAUGCUGAGAUUGAAGGUGCAUCAAAUGAAUUAUGCUUGAUAGAAGUGAUCAAUAUUGAUGGACUUGUAUUUGGUGAUCGAAUGAUUUAUGUUAAAAAUACCGAUCGAAAGCAUCAAAUUUAUUCAACUUUAAAGAAAGUUAUUAAAGAUGGUCAUUAUGGUAUCAAAGUAUAUUAUAAACAAGAUGUACCAGUAGAAUAUGGAUAUUCUAAGAAUGAUAAAAUUGGUGAUAUAUUACUUGAACCUGAACCCGGAUAUAAUGUUCGUAUUAAAUGUUCACAUAGUGAUCAAGAAAUUUCGCAACCGUUUUCUUUUUCAUCGCAUGGAAUGAAUCCAAAUCAUUGGACAAUGAAAUCUAUUUUAAUAAUGAAAGGACCAAUGUUUAAACAAAAUUAUCAGAUUGUUGGAACAGCAAACAAUCUUGACCUAUAUCCAUUGAUGUGUUAUAUUUUGGGUGUAAUACCAGCACCAAAUAAUGGUACCUUACAACAUAUGAUAGAUGUAUUAAAAAUGCCAACAACACCUUCAUUAUCAACUAAGGAAAUCAAAGUAAUUUAA